This is a messenger RNA of Tinamus guttatus (white-throated tinamou), 2013 nucleotides long. RefSeq names its product butyrylcholinesterase (gene BCHE). Gene Ontology annotation, molecular function: acetylcholinesterase activity. NCBI's taxonomy places the organism in Eukaryota, Metazoa, Chordata, Aves, Tinamiformes, Tinamidae. Gene Ontology annotation, cellular component: plasma membrane. The record is from RefSeq and is a predicted model, not a curated record. Gene Ontology annotation, biological process: acetylcholine catabolic process; choline metabolic process.
AUGGCUGCGUCUGCUGGGGACUUUGCAGCUCGCCCCGAUUUGCACGGGGAUCGGGAGCUUUCUGAGUGUUUUGCUCUGCCCAUUUGUUGCUCUCCUGGGAAAACUGCAGCCUACGAUGGGACAACGCCUUUUUUGAAGAGAACAUCAUUACAACGAAGGUUUCUCCUGUGUGCGUUCAUCAGCAAUGCCCUUUUUGAAGAGAACAUCAUUACAACGAGGAGAGGCAAAGUAAGGGGGGUGAGCGUGCAGGUGCUUGGGGGAACGGUGACAGCCUUCCUUGGGAUUCCCUACGCACAGCCGCCCAUCGGCAGGUUGAGGUUUCAAAAGCCAGAACCUCGUGAGAAGUGGUCAGAUGUCUGGGAUGCCACAAAACAUGCCAAAUCUUGCUACCAAUCUAUAGACAAUACUUUCCCUGGAUUUGCUGGAUCGGAGAUGUGGAAUCCCAAAACUAACCUAAGUGAAGACUGCUUAUAUCUUAAUGUAUGGAUUCCCUCUCCCAAAACCAAGAAUGCAUCUGUCAUGGUGUGGAUAUAUGGGGGAAGCUUUGAAAGUGGGUCAUCUUCCUUGCCUGUCUAUGAUGGUAAGUUUCUGGCUAGGGUGGAAAGAGUCAUCGUUGUUUCCAUGAAUUACAGGACUGGAGCACUAGGAUUUUUGGCUUUGCCAGGGAACCAGGAAGCUCCUGGAAAUGCAGGUUUAUUUGACCAAAGAUUAGCACUUCAGUGGAUCCAGGAGAACAUAGCAGCCUUUGGGGGCAAUCCAAGAAGCGUGACGAUAUUUGGAGAGAGCGCUGGCUCGGCGUCCGUCAGUUACCAUGUCCUUUCCCCUGGAAGCCAUCCUUUUUUCACGAGAGCCAUCAUGCAAAGUGGAUCUGCAAACUCCCCAUGGGCUGCAAUACCACCUUGGGAGGCCAGGAACAGGACUAUGGCUUUAGCUAAGCAUUUCCAAUGUCCUACCCACAACGAGACAGAGCUAAUCCUCUGCCUCCAAGACAAGGACCCCCAGGAUAUAGUGGACAGUGAAGCUUUUGCUGUCACAAGCGAUUCUCUUCUUAAAAUAUAUUUUUGUCCAACCGUAGAUGGUGAUUUUCUUUUGGACAUGCCAGAGAUACUGGUUGAAAAUGGCGUUUUUAAACAAACACAGAUCUUAGUCGGCGUCAACAAAGACGAAGGAACAAGUUUUUUAGUCUAUGGAACACCUGGCUUCAGCAAAGAUAAUGAUAGCUUGAUCAAUAAAACAGAAUUUCGAGCAGCUUUAAAAUAUGCCUUCCCAGAAGCAAGCCCACUUGCACUGGAAUCGAUCAUUUUUCAGUACACAGACUGGGAAAAUGAGCAGAAACCAGAACACUACCGUGAUGCCAUGGAUGACGUGGUUGGGGACUACAUUAUAAUAUGUCCCGUUGUGGAAUUCACCAAAAAAUUUGCUCAGUUGGGACACAAUGCAUUCUUCUACUUCUUCGAUCAUCGAUCCUCAAAGCUCCCAUGGCCGGAGUGGAUGGGGGUGAUGCACGGUUAUGAGAUCGAGUUUGUGUUUGGAUUACCCUUAGAAAGAAGAGUUAACUACACCAAGGCCGAAGAAGUCUUAAGUAGGUCCAUGCUGAGAUAUUGGGCAAGUUUUGCAAAAACGGGAACACCAAAUGCAACGCUGGCUAAUGGGACAAGAUGGCCAGUCUUCACAAGUACUGAACAAAAAUACUUCACUUUAAACACGGAACCUCCCAAGAUAUACACGAAAUUACGUGCUCAGCAGUGUCGAUUCUGGAACACGUUUUUCCCCAAAGUCCUGGAAAUGACAGGAAGUGUUGAUGAAGCAGAACUGGAGUGGAAAGCAGGAUUCCAUCGCUGGAGCAAUUACAUGUCGGACUGGAAAAAUCAAUUUAAUGAUUACACUAGCAAGAGGGAGAGAUGUACAGGUCUCUAACUAAUAUGUUUGCCCUUUCCAGUAUGCCUAUAUUGCUGUUGAUCAAGGCAAAUACACAGGUAUUUCUAACGCAUCAAUCAUAAAAUGUUAUGCAGA